Messenger RNA from Carya illinoinensis, 3475 nucleotides. Its product is annotated as glycerol-3-phosphate dehydrogenase [NAD(+)] GPDHC1, cytosolic. NCBI's taxonomy places the organism in Eukaryota, Viridiplantae, Streptophyta, Magnoliopsida, Fagales, Juglandaceae. The record is from RefSeq and is a predicted model, not a curated record. The coding region runs from base 1043 to 2269 and encodes 408 amino acids. Gene Ontology annotation, molecular function: glycerol-3-phosphate dehydrogenase [NAD(P)+] activity; NAD binding. Gene Ontology annotation, cellular component: cytosol; glycerol-3-phosphate dehydrogenase (FAD) complex. The transcript has 4 exons. Gene Ontology annotation, biological process: carbohydrate metabolic process; glycerol-3-phosphate catabolic process.
AGAGAGAUGGCUCACCACGGGGGGAGGGGGCCCUAAAGAAAGUCGUCCGAUAUUAUCCUUAGGGACCGUUGGGGAGGUUGGCAACACCCAAAAACUAUUAAUGCGUACGACACCAACUCGAUCUCUAACUGUUCAUCAAUCAAUACAUCUCUCUCUCGUACUCUUUAUCAAGCACAGUCAAAUGUGAACACAGACAGCUAGCUGGUGUAAUUCACCGUUUCCGCGUUUCCAUCCCAUGCCCUUUUCAUGCAUUAAUCUUUGGUUUUGUUUUGGUUUUCUAAGCUUUUCCUCCAACAAUGCCGGCUGAUUUAUGAGUUAAAACAGUCUUGGAGUCUGCGGUGGGUCUAGACUGAGAGAAUUCCACUCCAGUGACCCGGUCAAGUUGAAGCCAAAGCUUUGUAGUUACCCACAGGGCUGUUCCUUCUUGACUUCGGACUUUAAAAGCCUUCCUUCUUUUCUUUUUUCUUUUUUUUCCUUUCCUUCUUGGCUUUUAGUUUUGGUAGAUGAACAAAUUCGGACGGAGAAAACAAUGUUGCAUUUGAAUACUAUUUGUGUCCUUUCUUUUCAAGUAUAUAUGUGCUGCUUAGGAAUUCUGAGGAAAUAAAUAGACUCGUAUGAAUGAGAUCCCAUCUUGUGUUAUUCUAUUUCUGUUGCAUUCUGGGUUAGAAGAAAAUAUCACGAUUGGUAGGUCUGAACAUCUGAGCGGAAUCAUCAAAGAGUAGUUUUGGUAUUGGUGAAAGAAAUCAGCCAAUAAGAUUUAGUUCUUUCAAUGCAUCCUGCAGCUUGAGAAGUGGGAUUUGUCGUUUCAGGCAGGGAUUUGAAUAGUGUGGGGUUGGCAGUUGGCACGGCAAAACCAUAUCAAAAUUUGCGUUGGGUUGUCCUUUGAAUUCUGGUACAGAGCAGAAAGUUUUAACAUCGAUUGAAACUCAUACCUUCAAAUCAACGAAAAAGGCCCACUCGAUUGCUAAGUUGAAGACUUUAGUCUUCUUUACUGGUGUUGAUUACUGAUCUACUAGUACUGUUGAGUUUACUGUGAAAGAAAAUGGUUGGUAGCAUUGAGGAAAUGGGUCGUAAUUACUCAAAUGGGUCUAUUCAGAACUGUAAUGGUUUGGAAGAGAAGCUUGACGAGUUCCGUUGCCUUCUUGGCAAGGCUGAUGGUGAUCCUCUGAGGAUUGUUGGUGUUGGGGCAGGUGCUUGGGGAAGCGUUUUUGCAGCUUUGCUGCAAGAUAAUUACGGACAAUAUAGAGAGAAGGUCCAAAUCAGAAUAUGGAGAAGGCCCGGAAGAGCUGUCGAUAGAACCACGGCUGAACAUCUUUUUGAAGUUAUCAAUUCGAGGGAGGAUGUGUUGAGGAGGUUAAUUCGGCGCUGUGCGUACUUGAAGUAUGUUGAGGCCAGACUAGGUGACCGGACUCUAUAUGCAGAUGAGAUUCUGAAAGAUGGCUUUUGCUUGAACAUGAUUAAUACACCCCUUUGUCCUUUGAAGGUUGUGACUAAUUUGCAGGAGGCUGUUUGGGAUGCCGAUAUUGUGGUCAAUGGCUUGCCUUCCACAGAAACUCGUGAGGUGUUUGAAGAGAUCAGUCAUUAUUGGAAAGAGAGAAUCACAGUUCCUAUCAUCAUCUCUUUGGCAAAGGGCAUUGAGGCUGCAUUGGAUCCUGUUCCCCAUAUAAUAACUCCCACACAAAUGAUUAACCGAGCAACUGGAGUACCUAUGGAGAAAAUACUUUAUCUUGGCGGACCAAAUAUUGCAUCAGAAAUUUACAACAAGGAAUAUGCUAAUGCUCGAAUUUGUGGAGCUGAGAAAUGGAGGAAACCUCUUGCAAAAUUUUUGAGACAACCUCAUUUUAUUGUCUGGGACAACAGUGACCUUGUCACACAUGAAGUCAUGGGUGGCCUGAAGAAUGUCUAUGCUAUUGGAGCUGGGAUGGUAGCAGCGCUUACCAAUGAGAGUGCUACUAGCAAAUCUGUAUAUUUUGCACAUUGUACAUCGGAGAUGAUAUUCAUUACCCAUUUGUUGGCUGAAGAACCAGAGAAGCUUGCAGGGCCUUUGCUGGCUGAUACUUAUGUAACCUUGUUAAAAGGUCGCAACGCAUGGUAUGGCCAAAUGUUAGCCAAGGGUGAGCUUAGCCUGGAUAUGGGUGAUAGCAUCAGUGGCAAAGGAAUGAUUCAGGUACUUGGGGGAUUUGCCCAUUGCUAUGGUCAUGCUACCAACACCAUUGCUGAGUGUCGUGCCUUCCAAAUGGUUUAUGUCUUUGUCAGCAGCUGGGGUUGAGGGAUUUAGUGGUUGAGUCGGAUUCUAGUGUUGUGAUUGGUUGGUUUAUUUCAGGGUUUUGUAAUAAUUGGUAUUUAUGGGAUUUUUGGGAGGAAGCUCAGUCUAUUAUUUCUACUCUUAACAUUCAGUUUGCACGUCUUUAGGGAAGCAAAUAUGGUGGCAGAUUUUUUGGCAAAAUAUGGUGCAAAUGGAAGGAAUUGGGAUUUCUUGGGUGAGGAGUGCGGGUUGGGGCAACUUAGGGGACUUGUUGAACGGAUAGGUUGGGUAUUCCUUAUGUUAGACAUUAAGUUAUGUUGGGGCUUUGAUGGGGAUUUUUUGAUGUAAUUAUGUUUGUUCCUCCACUGGAGUGAGGGUUUUUUUAUUAAUAAAUGGAGGUGCUGUCCUCCUUUUUGAGAAAAAAAAAAAAAUGUCAAUGUGUACUCUCCCCACGGGCUGGUUAUCUACCAUGCCCACCAGAAUUUUUUUUUUUUUCCCCCUGUACAGUCACCAAAACAGCAACCCUGGUAUGUCUCACUCCAUUUUUUGUAGCGAGGCAAUGAAACUGACGUGUCCUUAAAGUUUCUUUUGAAGGAACCAUUGAUAUAACUUUAUAACAAUGUUCUUGCAUUAUUUCUACAUUGUCAUGCCAAGGCAAAUUAUUAACAUUCUGGACCUUUUGAAGGACCUUGCUUCUCCACAAAUGUAGGACAUUUCCCACUAUAUGCAUCCACAAUGGAAAUCAUAAAGCAAAGAAAUUUCUUUAUUACAUUCAUCUGUAUCAUCAUCCAUUCUAGCUAGGUGAAGUGCAAGAAAUACCACCUAUGAUCAGAGACUGGUGGCUUGCUUUCUACUUGGUAAAACAUAAACUCUCAGAAACAGAUGGGAGUAUGAAAUUGCAGAAGAGACAUUGUUUAUUAUUAUUGAGAUGUAUCGAUUAUAGCAAAUUAAAGCAAAAUAUUAUGAGUUUUUUUAAGACCUAUGCCAUAGAUUCUGUUGGCCUCGGCUGCAUCAGUUGGACAAUGGUUCUGGAUUUUGACUAGAAAAAACUUUUUUCCCUUUUCAAAUUCAUAAUUAUUAACAUUUUCCUUUCCUUUUUAUUUUUUGUUUUUCUUGCAUCUUAAGACACAAUAAUUCCCAAUCUGCCCUAUUAUGUUCCAGGGUGUCUCUGCGGUGGAAGCCUUUUAUGAGCUUCUGAGUCAGUCUAGCCUAAAUGUGCUGCAUCCUGAA